AUGGCCUUCAAAGCCUCCCUGACUCUUAACGCUAUGCCAGCCGAGAUCCUUGAUCUCAUCUUCGCCUCUCUCUCGCCCAUAGCUCUCUGGCACCUUCGCCGUACAUCAAAGCGGUUCAACGCCAUCCUUCAUCCGCACCUCCUCUCCACCCUUCGCGCCAUGGCCGACCCUCCCCCGUUGACCCUAAUCAGAGAGACUGCCCCCGUCCCUCUAUCCUUUAUCUACAGUUUCGUCCUCGCCGUUCUAGGUGACAACGAAGGCCGCAAGCUCCGGGGCAGGAAUUUCCCAUCCCGAGACACAUCGCUAGAGAACCCCUAUUCCUCCUGGCUACCUGACACACCACCACCUGCUUCAUCGCCAUCGUUGGCGGACCAAGAGCCCUCGCCGUCAACCAUCCGCCGCCAAAACGAAAUCAACGCCUACUCAGAUAUCUUCAUUCCUCACCUCCGCAGCUCCUCCCCGUCCCUCGCGAAUCUAAGAAGGAUACACUUCUGGAGUAUCCUCCUCUGGUACAAAGAAUGGUCCUUCAUGUCCUCGAGCCCCUCUCCCGCCAAGGUUGACAAAGCCCGCAAGGAUCGCUUCCACUGGGCCUACAAGCAGCACCGGAGCAAUUGCAAAGAGCAGGCCCGGAGGCACACCGGCCACCGUGGACGAGUUCACAAGGGCGUAUAUCUUGCGCCGCCACUUCGAUCAACCGGCUCCGCCGCAUUUGGACAGAGACAGAGCCUUUUUAUACCUGAGGUUGAGGAGGCCGCUAGACUCUGGUGUAUCUCUGCGGGGACGGGACCUCUGGAUCUACGGUUUCACCCUGCGGGAUAG
Messenger RNA from Colletotrichum spaethianum, 819 nucleotides. RefSeq lists its product as uncharacterized. Bases 1 to 819 code for a protein of 272 amino acids. Gene Ontology annotation, molecular function: protein binding. The transcript has a single exon. NCBI's taxonomy places the organism in Eukaryota, Fungi, Ascomycota, Sordariomycetes, Glomerellales, Glomerellaceae. The record is from RefSeq and is a predicted model, not a curated record.